This is a messenger RNA of Chinchilla lanigera (long-tailed chinchilla), 4130 nucleotides long. RefSeq names its product estrogen-related receptor beta (gene Esrrb). The record is from RefSeq and is a predicted model, not a curated record. Gene Ontology annotation, biological process: regulation of DNA-templated transcription. Gene Ontology annotation, cellular component: nucleus. Lineage: Eukaryota; Metazoa; Chordata; Mammalia; Rodentia; Chinchillidae. The transcript is spliced from 7 exons. The coding region runs from base 259 to 1623 and encodes 454 amino acids. Gene Ontology annotation, molecular function: sequence-specific DNA binding; DNA-binding transcription factor activity; steroid binding.
GGUUAGUAGGCUCCAAGUCUCGGGCGCCCCAGCCUCCACCGCGGCUCCACAUCCGCUCUGCCCGCUCUCUCCGCUCCCAGCGCGCGGAUGAGUGGGAGCGCCGGGCGGUGCGCGCGCGGCUCCCGGCCUCCCUCCCCCGCCGCCCGCUCUGCUCGCGGUGCCCCUGCCCGGACUCGCACUCGCCUGUGCCCUUCACUGUCUUCCGCGUGAUUGGCCCGCCGCCUUUCUCCGCCAACUGGGAAUGCUAAAACGGGACUGAUGGACAUGUCCGAACUCUGCAUCCCGGAUCCCCUCGGCUACCACAACCAGCUGCUGAACAGGAUGUCUGCGGAUGAUCGGCACCUGGGCUCCAGCUGCGGCUCCUUCAUCAAGACCGAGCCGUCCAGCCCGUCUUCGGGCAUUGAUGCCCUCAGCCACCACAGCCCCAGCGGCUCGUCGGACUCCAGCGGCGGCUUUGGCCUGGCCCUGGGUGCCCACGCCAACGGGCUGGACUCACCGCCUAUGUUCCCAGGCGCGGGGCUGGGAGGCACCCCGUGCCGCAAGAGCUACGAGGACUGCGGCAGCGGCAUCAUGGAGGACUCGGCCAUCAAGUGCGAGUACAUGCUCAACGCCAUCCCCAAGCGCCUAUGCCUCGUGUGCGGGGACAUUGCCUCUGGCUACCACUACGGCGUGGCCUCCUGCGAGGCCUGUAAGGCCUUCUUCAAGAGAACCAUCCAAGGGAACAUCGAGUACAGCUGCCCGGCCACCAACGAGUGCGAGAUCACGAAGCGGAGGCGCAAAUCCUGCCAGGCCUGCCGCUUCAUGAAAUGCCUCAAAGUGGGGAUGCUGAAGGAAGGUGUGCGCCUUGACCGAGUGCGCGGAGGCCGCCAGAAAUACAAGCGACGGCUGGACUCGGAAAGCAGCCCGUACCUGAGCUUACAAAUUUCUCCACCUGCUAAAAAGCCAUUGACCAAGAUUGUCUCAUACCUGCUGGUGGCUGAGCCAGACAAGCUGUAUGCCAUGCCUCCUGCCGGCAUGCCUGAGGGAGACAUCAAGGCGCUGACCACCCUGUGUGACCUGGUGGACCGGGAGCUUGUGGUCAUCAUUGGCUGGGCCAAGCACAUCCCAGGCUUCUCCAGCCUCUCGCUGGGGGAUCAGAUGAGCCUGCUGCAGAGCGCCUGGAUGGAGAUCCUCAUCCUGGGCAUCGUGUACCGCUCUCUGCCCUACGACGACAAGCUGGUGUAUGCCGAGGACUACAUCAUGGACGAGGAGCACUCGCGCCUGGCGGGGCUGCUGGAGCUCUACCGCGCCAUCCUGCAGCUGGUGCGCAGGUACAAGAAGCUCAAGGUGGAGAAGGAGGAGUUUGUGACACUCAAGGCCCUGGCUCUCGCCAACUCAGAUUCCAUGUACAUCGAGGACCUGGAGGCUGUGCAGAAGCUACAGGACCUGCUGCAUGAGGCGCUGCAGGACCACGAGCUGAGUCAGCACCACGAGGAGCCGCGGAGGAUGGGCAAGUUGCUGCUCACGCUGCCCCUGCUGCGGCAGACAGCCACCAAGGCCGUGCAGCACUUCUACAGCGUCAAGCUGCAGGGCAAGGUGCCCAUGCACAAACUCUUCCUGGAGAUGCUGGAGGCCAAGGUCUGAUGGCCUGGCACACGGACCUGCAGAUGGACGGACAGUGUGGAGACUCGCUGUCUCCAGCCUCGACCUCCGACCCCUGUAUGGCCCCAGAGCAAGGGACUUCCUGCCUCCGGGCUGUGUGCGCAGACUCCUGGCUGCAGGGGGUGGGGCAGGGCGUGGGGCUCAUCUGUCACCUGCUUUUUCUUUGGUACAUUUUUCCUUCUCCAUGGGCUGCGCUGAGGCCUGGGCCUGCGCUGACUCCCCUUGGCACUGGAGACCACUGGAGGAAGCGCCCCCCACCCCACCGGAUCACCGAGAGGCAGCAUGUGUUUCCUGACCCACCCCCGGCCUGCAGCCCGCGUGGGCAGUGUUUGGUGCAUCAGACUCUGGCAACUCAUUUGGGUGCCCCCUGGGGGUGUCGUUCACAAAGGGCAGGACGUCAGGAGUCUCUGGCAGCUCUUUCCAGGUGUCCUGCCUGCCCCAGUGUCUUCUAGGAUCCUCAGGAGGCCCCACACCUUCCGCAGUUCACAUGGGUCCUUCCCUUCUCAGCCCCACAUGCUCAGCUCCCGGCCCCGUACACCUGCGGGAGUAGCAGCGAGAGCUCCCAUGUUUUCCUGGGUACCCAUCCCUUGGUGCUGUCCCGUUCGCACCCCAGUGCCGCACCGGUGUCCCCAUUCUCUGCCCCCAGAAGGCCCUCCCCUACCUCAGGGCUUCUGCCAGCCGCAGUGCAUCCAGGCCUGGAGACACAGCUGUGCUGACUCAGAAUAGAGGGUCCAGUCUGGUCUCCAGAGAACCUGGGGUCUGUGGGAAGUUCCGGGGCCUGGCCCCAUCCAGGGACACUUGGAGGCUCUUGCUUGAGGCCAGCAGCCCUGAAAAGGUCCAGCAGGAUGGGGGAGGCCCCAGCCAGUCCACGUCAAGCACAGAGAGGCCUGGCCACAGAGUACGGUGCAGGGGAGCUCUGGAGGGGGGCUUCAGAGGAGUCCAGCCUGCCUGGUCCUCCUUGGCCUCUAGGGUAGCAGGAUCUGGUGCCCUGGGGAGGGCAAGACACUGACUUGAUGGGAAGGAGGACAUGAGGAGAGACUGACUACUCUGCAAUCGGAAGAAAUGGAGCACGUCUGCUGCAGGCACAUCUGCUGGCAGAGGUGUGGCGGUAGCUGCCUGGGCAUCCCUGGCGGGAUCCCCAGUCUCCAGCUUCUCUGCAGGUCCCCACCAUCCAGUUCUGCCAAGGACUUCCCAGGUUUUCACACGGAGCUCUGGGUCCCAGGAAACCUUCAGUCCAGGUGCAUGGGACAGUGGCUCGCCCUGCUGCUGUGGGUGGCCCUGAGCCACUUCUCACCCACUGCGGCAGCAGCUCUGAACUCCCUGUCAGUGCUCAUGGGUCGGCCUCAUGGAGGAUCCCUGGGGAUCAAGGGGGUUCAGUCCAUGAUGGAAAGUGCUCUUGCUACCUUGUGAGGCAGGGAUAACAAUAAGUAGGCCUGGGUCCCCAGGCCACACCCUGCUCACCUAGCUUCCCCUCACCAGAGAGGCCGGCAGCUCCCAUCUGGCCCUGGAACAGUGGGCUUCUUGCAUGCUUUCCACCGGAAGCAGCUCUGCUAGUCUCCUCCGUGGCCCGAUGCCCCCAGAGACAGCCUGACCUGAGCCUCUGCUGAGAUUCCCCAAGGUCAUCCUGAGAGAUCCCCUCCUCCUACCUGUGGGAAAUCUGAGGUCUGAGCAGACAAGUCAGCACUAGAAUCACCAGUGCCUCCCCCUGGCUCUCCACGCUGCCUCUUGGCUCCGAUCCAGUGGUCAGACAUGUUAAAGGCACCUUGGGGAGUUCAAGGAACCUGCGUUAAACCUCAAGCCUCCCACAUCCAUUAGGGCCCAGCCCCAAGGGGCAGUUCUGAAGAAUCCUCAUGUGAGAAGUUGAGGUAUAUUCUCUGCCCUGCGUCGCUGCACUGCACGCCCCCAGGAAGGGGCAGAGGGUGGCAUUUCACACUGUGCUAUGCAGUGUCACGAGCCCAAGUGUUGGCCCAUCAGUGUCAGCAGGGACUUGAACACAGCUGGUACCUGCAUCCUGGCUCUUUCGGGGACAGCAUGUGGGUCCUGCUGGGCAAUGGUGGGUGCCCUGCACAGGGCAGCUUUGCCUCUCUGGGUCUGAUGCUUCUCCAAGUUACCAAGUUAGAGCACCUUCUGGCAGAAGGGGCGUGGCUUCCUGAGGUAGAGAUGCUACUAGUACCAGUGGGAACCCUGUACUGUGGGACACGCUGGUUCGGGCUUGCUGGGUCUCCCGGGUAUCUGGAGCAGAAGGGUAGGGCCAGCUGCUUCGUGGGAAGCCCGAUGAGGGCCUCCGUAGGGAGGCAGGACACUGACCUCUUGGGACGGGAGGAGAGUGAAGAAGACCCCACACCCCCAAACAACAGGACCCAAGUUUACCCCCCUAAUCUGCCAUUUUUGAAAAAUCUGUAAAGAGGAAACAUCCCUUCUCAGUUGUACACUCGUGAUACAGGUCAUUUGAAACAAACCAGGAAAUAAAACAUAAAUCCAACCACUGA